UGUUCCAUGUUGAGGAGAGCUGUUCUUGGGCACUUGAGAAAUCCUGCUUAUUAACAGACUUCAUUAAUGCUUCAUGACUGUGCUGUCAUGAACAAAAAUGAUUGCAGUACUGCCUUUCCAAAGUGGUGGAUGCUCUUUGUCCUGCUCCAAAUCCAUCACAGUUGACUGCUGCAGAGAGGAGCCUGUAGCUGUGGGGAGGCUUAUCAGCAGCGGUGCCAGGCGGUAACUGUUCUGUUGCAAUCACAUUGAUUUUUAGAGCCUGGGUGUGGAGUAGUCUCUGCAUGGCCCAGUUUGGAGCAGACUGAUAAGGCUCCUUGUUCCUUAGCAACCACAGUCUGCAUAGCCAGAAACCUGCCCCUCUGCAGCUGGAGGGAAAACUCUGAAUGCCUCGAAUUUGUAUCUUGAACCUAGGAUCUGUGUCUUUCCUGGGCAUGGAGGUGCCAUAUGUGCUUCUCUUAACUAGACUUGUAGCCGAAGUUGCCAGCAAAUCUACUGAAAGUUCGGUUUCAGAAACUGAAUGCUGUGUGGAUAUGUUGGAUUCCAACAGUUCCUGUCCAGUAUCCAACCAGUGCAGUCCAGGUUGUUACAGACAAUGGAAUGAGGAUGGUAGUAGCAGCUGCAUUAAAUGCAAAAAUGAAACCCUUCCUGUUUCAUCUGUUUACAAUCUGACUGAAUGCAGAAAUAUUGGGAUCAGAGGAAUGAAUUUCCAAAUGAAUAUAAGCACCGUGACUCCUUUCAUCCAGAACAUAGGGGGCCCAGAAGUGGCAGCCUCUCUCAUCUUAGGGACAUUUUUCAUCAGUGUAUUCCUGAUUCUCUCUGUUGCUUCUUUCUUCUACCUCAAACGUGCCAAUAAACUUCCUAACGUUUUCUACAGAAGAAAUAAAGCAUCUGUUCUCCAGCCUAGUGAAACAGCAUCCAUGAUACCUCCCCCAUCUUCUUCAGUUCGGAAGCCACGAUAUGUCAGACGGGAGCGGUCACUAGUGACAUCUGCAUCUGCUGCUAUGAUCUCUUCUUCCGAAACCAGGGUCAGCAAUGUUUAGCCUUCCUUCUUGACUGAGGACUUGAUAAGUGUACACAGUGUGAAAGAAGCUCUUUCUGAAUCCACUGAAGUGCCAGGAAAACAUCGCAAGCAGCUGACCUAAAUGGAAGCCAAAUUACUGUGUCAAAAGGGAUUGUGCCAAAUGUUAACAGAGAAAUGAACUAAUGCAAAGACACUGAUGACAGGCUACAUCCAGUUCAGUGAACUGCUUUGGUGAUCUUGAAAUGCACUAUCCCAGCUCUGUGGUUUCAUUUGUCUCCUACAGAGGCUGUGUUUGAAACCUUUAUAAAGAAUCUGCCUUUCUUUGUUACACUUCCAGUUUUGGCAAGUUGUUCUUCUUCCUGUGUUGUGAUGUGUUCUGUGUCCCCAGAGCUCAAUGUCUUGGUGCUGCAGGCUAACAGAAAAUACUGGAAUCACUCAAGGAUGAGGACUUGUUUGAAGGACCCACUUGUACAUGCUGACACUAAGUGCCACUGCUAUAAUGUUCUAGGACACUAUAACAACACAUUCAGUAUCCUUUUGAAGCAAAAAAUGCCUCCUGAAGCAUUCUCUUCAGCCUUUGACAUAGCUGACCCUGGUUUUUAACUGUGAAUAUAGACACACUGUCCAGAUACUCUCGUUCUCGGUGCUUUUGAAGGCCAUGGUCAGUAUGGGGGUCCAAUCCCACGUGUGGGAAUUUGUUGGGAAGCUUUUCCAUCUGGCCUCAGCUGAGUCCUUGGAUAAAAAGCCAUUUGCUAUGGCUUUGUAACUGAUAGGCUGCUAUGUGUGUGCUGCCAAGACUGUCUCUGCUAGCUUCCUUCCCUUAACACAGCACUUGAAGGGAAACCCAGAUUCCUGCAUGGAAGCUGUGCAUCCUUUAGACACGUCAGUGAGCGUUGAGAUGAACUGGAGAGGUCAGGUGAAUUUCUCCCAAUGCAAUAAGGAGUUUCUUUGGUCAAGCCCUUCACUAACAUGCCUGAUGUGCAGGCCAGCACCUUAAGACAGAGUUCAACAAGUAUUUCCUUGUUGGAAGUGCCAGCUAAAUAACUCCUCCUUUCAUGCUUGUCCUUGCCCAUCCUAUGCCAGUGGUGUGGCUGAGGAGUCACCUCAGCAGGAAAUUAAAGUAGUAUUUUUUCGGUUAGACUAUCUUUGACCAACUUUUCCUGAUGUGGUUGACUCUGCUGCCAUGUGGACACCUGUAUCAGUGCAAUGGGCACACUGGUAUGGGUAUAGGAGUGGGUGACAGGGGAACUGAGUGAAAAACCUGAGCUUGCUAAAUCGGUCCGAGUGUCACUGUCACCAUAUGUGAAAUUCUAACUAUGCAGCUUGUGCAUUCCCACCUACCUGUGUUGCUGUUGCCCGUUUUGGUUUAGCUGGCACUCCCUUGUGGGGCUGUGCUCCUAAAAUAAAUCACUUGGAAGCUCUUCAUCAGCAUCCAUUGGCAUGAACAUAAAGUGGAACAGUCAGUUCUUGUUUUCAGGAAAAUGUGAACAGAACUGUCUUGAGCUGACAUGACAUCCAUAUGGAGAGUCCAAACCUUGUGAUCCAGAUUCCCUUUCCUCAGUGGCUAAAAGAUGAGAACUGGAAUGGGAGGAGAUAUAUUUAUCUUAUUGAAGAGACCUGGGUUUAUGUAAGGUUCGGUGUGAUUGUACUGACUUUUAUCUCUCCCCUCACAAAGUAAUGAGAUCUCUUGUAGCAUCCGAACAAGCUAGGGCAAAGAGUUGCGAUAACGAACAAACCAUGAAGAGGCCCCCAUGCCAAAAACAAAGCCUGAAUUGCUGUAUGAAGAAACUUAAGAUUGUCUUUCCCAAUGAUAAGUACAGUUUUUGUUCUACUUGACAAAACUGAAGGCAGCAGACAAUGCCAUUUUGAGGCCCUUUCAGUCUGAAAUGUGUUUUUAGUUCCUAUCUUCCAAGUUCAGGAAGUGGCAGUUUUGUUUCUGUCAUUUUGAUGUCUUUUAUCUCUGUGCUGCUGCCAUUUUCCACAGGUAGAAAUGAUGUCUGGAGGUCAUAGGUUUUUCCUGAACUUAGUUGCUGAAUAUUUCCUUAACCACUAAGGAAAAAGGAGUAACUAUGCAAAUAAUACCAAGAAACUACACCUUUGAAAGCAGGGACUUUCUGCUUGCCAGUGUGUCAAUGAUAGUGCAUUCUUGUGUCGCUUAGUUGCUAAUAUAUUCUUUCUACACAUAAAUUAUUGAAGGAUUAUUCAUGUCAUUGUACUGUCUGAACUCUUAUCCUCAAGUGCAUAUUGUAACUGAGUUUAAUGCUCGAACUCCUGUGCAGCCAAGUCUCAAUGAUAACAUCUCUCUUCCCCUUCCAUGCUCUUGUCCCAGCCAACAAACUCUUUUAAAUGGAACAUUUCUACUAUUUUCCUUGUGUUUCAGGAACUGUUCAGCUUUUGUUAUUGUUUGACACAGUAGACUCUCGGUCUAAACAGUUUCUCAUCCGUUUGCACUGUCAGAUAUAUAAUGUGGUGGUUUGGUUUCCAUCUCCCUCCUAAAUAAUAAUCCCUACCUAUAUAUUUUAAGAAAUUGGCUUUAAUGACCCCUGAUAUUUAAUGUAUUUGUAUAUUUUUAAAUUGUGCCAAAAUAAACAUAUUUGACCUUUUUUAUUUUAA
Molecule: messenger RNA, 3634 nt
Organism: Neopsephotus bourkii (Bourke's parrot)
Lineage: Eukaryota; Metazoa; Chordata; Aves; Psittaciformes; Psittacidae
Gene: CUNH1orf159
Product: chromosome unknown C1orf159 homolog
Exons: 9
Coding region: 384-1040 (218 amino acids)
Source: RefSeq, a predicted model, not a curated record